AUUUAUUCCUAAUAUACUGAUGUCGCUUGUUAGUUUGUUAGAAAAUUUAAGUAAAAAAUAACUUGUGUGUCGCGCAUGACAAUUCCUCGUUGAGUGUGUAUACUGUUGGAAGGUUGUGAUUCUUUCCUUUUGUUGUGAUUCCUGCCUUUCCUAGUGCCAAUGUAAAUGUACAGUAGGGGUGGGUAGGUUCAUUAGACACAUAGCUUGAUUAUAGGAAUGCAUUACUCCAGUGUAACUUGAUUGUUGGAACAGAGGCUUAAAUGUAGGAAAGAUAGCUUGAUUAUAGGAUCGGUAUUAUUGAUCCAUUGCUAUAUAUGUACAUGUACAUCUCCAUUGAGAAAUAAGAUAAGAAAAAUAUUCUUCCCAAUAUUUGAUUUCAAGUUGGUAUUAGAGCCUCCGACAGGUCCUGUUUCUUUCCUGAUCGAACGCCACCAUGAGCAAGUCAGACUCUGAAGCAUCUGGUAACAAACUUGCUCCCAUUAUUAUUCAAUCCGAAGGUUCCUCUUUCAAUGCAGGGAUUUUACUCAAUGAGACAAUCUAUGAUAUGUGGUCUCAAAUCAUAGAAAUGCAUAUUGCUGAGAAGGAGAAACUCUCCUUCAUUCAUGGGAAUUCAAAGAUAUCUACAGAGAAAGAUGAUGGAUAUGAGAGGUGGUAUGCGGAUAAUCAAAAGGUCAAGAGAUGGUUGUUGAUGUCUAUGUCCCCAGAAAUUAUGAAGCGAUAUCUUCGCUUACCCACGGCUCGUGAUAUUUGGAAAGCUCUCUCUAAAGCCUUUUAUGAUGGAACAGAUGAGUUACAAGUCUUUGCCUUGAAUCAGAAAGCUUUCUCUGCCAAACAAAGGGGCAGAACACUUUUUGUGUAUUAUGGAGAAUUGACCAAAAUUUUUAGUGAGUUGGAUCAUCGUGAUAAGGUGAUCAUGGAGAGUGAGAAAGAUGUUGAAUCUUAUCGAAAACUAGUCCAGCUGCAAAGGGUGCAUAUCUUUCUUGCUGGAUUAGAUGGUGACUUCGAACAAAUCCGUGGUGAAAUUUUAAGGAAGGAACCAAUUCCUAAACUAGAAGAAUGUUACGUGCUGAUCCGCCAUGAGUCCAUUCGACAUAUAAUGAUGAAUGGAGAACCUGAAAACUUUGAAGCUUCACCCAUGGUGGCCCAAAACUGGUCCUUCAAAAAUCAGCAGGAGAAAACAAGGUCUAGCCAUCAGAAGAAUGGUGCAGCAAAAUCUGCCUACAAAUGCACUCACUGUGAUCAAACUGGUUAUACCAAAAGCAAAUGCUUUGAACUUGUGGGGUAUCCAGAAUGGUGGGAUCAUAGCCGCGAUCUGUGAAAGAGGAAUUCCGAGAAGUCCUCUACCUCUGCAGUUGUUGAAACACAGGCAGAGGAUGAUAUUGCUGGGAAGGCCUCGGCAUUGGCAGUAGCUGCAGAUGAUGGUGGACAUUCGAACAAAGCAGACGAUUGGUUGUGGUAUUAGGCAAGGGAAGUUAUACUAUCUUGACUUGACAUCAAAUAGUUCGAACAAGUUGCGUCGAGCUUUGGCAGUAGAUUGUUCUAAGGGGGAGAAGAAAACAUCUGACAUCUGGUUAUGGAAUCGAUGUUUGGGACAUGUCUCUUUUGGUUACUUGCAAAAAUUAUUUCCUAAUUUAUUUGCAAAAUGUGAUAUUUCGAGUUUUAAGUGUGAUGUUUGUGAACUUGCAGAGAGCCAUCGUGUUUCAUUUCCAUUAAGAUUGAAUAAAAGCUCAGUUCCUUUUAUGGUCAUACAUUCUAAUGUUUGGGGGUCCAUCUAAUGUUCCUACAUUUAGUGGAUCUCG
Messenger RNA from Ilex paraguariensis (yerba mate), 1799 nucleotides. Lineage: Eukaryota; Viridiplantae; Streptophyta; Magnoliopsida; Aquifoliales; Aquifoliaceae. The record is from the annotation of a GenBank genome assembly.